Molecule: messenger RNA, 546 nt
Organism: Anastrepha obliqua
Lineage: Eukaryota; Metazoa; Arthropoda; Insecta; Diptera; Tephritidae
Exons: 2
Coding region: 1-546 (181 amino acids)
Source: RefSeq, a predicted model, not a curated record
AUGAUUGUCAGUACCAAAAAAGGUUGGUAUAAUGAGGACGAAAAGGCAUUGGCACAAAAUUUGAACUAUAUGUCCACUAAAGCAUAUUCUUUUAUGCGUGACGAUCUAGGUUUUUGUUUACCACACAAAUCAUCUCUUUUGCGUUGGCGCCCCAUCAGGUAUGUUGUUCCAGGUUUCGAUGCCAAUGUCGUUAACAAUUUAAGCAAAAUUGCUAGCAAAAUGUCCGGCACAGAACGCAUAUGCAUUUUAUUAUUUGAUGAAAUUAGCAUCAAGCCGGAUCUUACUUAUAAUAAAAGUAGGGAUAUAAUUGAUGGGUUUGUGGACCAUGGGGAAGGCCAACGUCAAAGCAGAAUAGGGAACAGAUGUUGUUUUUUUAUGGUUAAAGGGUUGUGCUCUAAGUGGAAGUAUGUAUUUUCCUACUAUAUUUCCAAAAAUGGUUUUAAUGGUACAGAGUUACAUCAAAUUCUGAUGAGUAACAUUUCCGCAAUUACGAAACGAAAAUUUAUUCAAUUUGUAUUUUCAAACAAAGGUGAUGAAGAAAAAUGA